This is a messenger RNA of Closterium sp. Naga37s-1, 2400 nucleotides long. The record is from the annotation of a GenBank genome assembly. Lineage: Eukaryota; Viridiplantae; Streptophyta; Zygnematophyceae; Desmidiales; Closteriaceae.
AUGAGCCCAGCCAGCUACACCGUGGCUAUGUGGCAAGACACAGUGCAAGGAGAGAGACGUAGCACGCAGGUUGGUCCCUGUGGGCAUGCAUGUGGGGUGGUGGGAGGUGAGGCCAACUGUCUGCCGUGUCUGCAAAAUGCCUGUGUGGAGGAUAGCAACGCAGCACCUGCCUUUGCAACUGCUGCAACUGCUUCUGCUGCUGGUGCCUCUGGUGCUUCUGCUACUGGUGGUGCUGCGGCCCUUGGUGCUGCUGCCCUUGGUGCUGCUGGUGCCAUUGCAGCUGCUGCUGAGGCACCUGGGAGCAGCAGCAGUGGUGUGCCCUCUGCCGCCCCUCGACCACUCCCGCCGCUCCCGUCCGCCAGCGACUUCUGUCCCAUCUGCUGGGUGGAGCCGAUCGCUGCCACCCCAGCCAUCCGCCUGUUGUCCUGCGGCCACGUGGUCCACCAAGUGGAGGGGUUGGCAGAGGAGAAGGUGAGAGCUGGGGAGGGGCUUGGGGAUGGGGAGGAGGCCAACGGGAAUGAUGGUCUUGGGAACGGUGUGUUGGCAGUGGUGUUGCAUCGGUUGCUGUUCUUCCUCUGCCCCCGCUGCCACCACCCGUACUUUGGUGGCGACCGGAGGUGCGGUGCUGGACCUGCUGCUGCCGAGCCUGAGAAUGAGGAUGUGGAGGAUCGGGAGGGAGUGGAGAUGAAGUCACCAGCAACUACCGCCAAAGGCGGUAAGGGCGGGAAAGGAGGGAAAGGGGGAAAGGGAGGCAAGGGGGGGAAACGCAGCGGCCGGCACGGGGCAUCGGCGAGCAAACAGCCGUCGAUUCAGGCGAAGCGGGAGCAGCAGCAGCAGCAGCUGCAGCAGCAACAGCCAGAUCAGCAGUCAGCGCAAACUCCGCAGAAAGUUAUCUACGCGCACGGUGCGCAGCAGCUAGACCCCGCGCGGAUAACUUCCGCCGCAUCUCCGCUCUCCGCAUCCGCAAACCCCGCCAUCAAAAGCGAACAUGGGUCCGCGCCUGCUACCGGUGGCGGAACCGUCGGGGGAGGCGCAGGAGCAUCGGGGGCAGAGCCGGGCGUGGAGCGGCCGGCAGCGGGGGGAGCGGCGGUGGCGGGGGAAGGGGGAGGCUUGGCGGGUCCGCUUGAGGUGGGCGCGCGGGUUAGCGCGCGGUGGCGGGACGGGAAGAUGCAUCCCGCGAAGAUCAUCGAACGGCGGAAGGCGGCGGGGGGCGCGGACGAAUACGAGAGAGCACCCCGUUACCCGGAGAGCACCCCGUUGCCCGGAGAGCACCCCGUUGCCCGGAGAGCACCCCGUUGCCCGGAGAGCACCCCGUUGCCCGGAGGUGCUGGACUUGCACUUGGACGUGCUUGCGGAGCAGUCAACCGGCGAUUGGACGAGUGGAUCCCGGUGAGCAGCAUCGACCAAUCGUCUGUCAACACGGCGUGUGAAGAGAAGGCUGAGGAGAAGCAUGGCAGCGGAGUGAAGAUGACACGUCAUCAGAAGAGGAAGAUAGACGAGCUACACAUAGAAGAGGGCCAUGAGGAUUUCGAUGCUGCAAGCUUGCGAGAGCAUGAGGAGUUCACAAAGGUGAAGAACGUUGCGGUGAUAGAGCUGGGGCGGUACGAGAUGGACACGUGGUACUUCUCGCCCUUCCCCCCCGAGUACGCGCACUGCUCCAAGCUCUUCUUCUGCGAAUUCUGCCUCGCGUUUCUCAAACGCCCCUCACAACUGGAACGCCACAUGCGCAAGUGCGACCUGAAGCACCCACCGGGGGACGAGAUUUACCGCAACGGCUCCCUCUCCAUGUUCGAGGUGGACGGCAAGCGCAACAAGGUGUACUGUCAGAACCUGUGCUAUCUGGCGAAGUUGUUUCUGGAUCACAAGACCCUCUACUACGAUGUGGACCUCUUCCUCUUCUACAUCCUCUGCGAGUGUGAUGAACGCGGCUGCCACAUCGUCGGUUACUUCUCCAAGGAGAAGCAGUCAGAGGAGGGUUACAACCUGGCCUGCAUUCUCACGCUGCCGCCCUACCAACGAAAGGGAUACGGAAAAUUUCUCAUCGCCUUCUCCUAUGAACUUUCCAAGAAAGAGGGCAAAGUAGGCACACCCGAGCGCCCUUUGUCUGAUCUUGGCCUCCUAAGCUACCGCGGGUACUGGCUGCGCGUGCUGUUGCGCAUCCUGAAGCACCACCGCGGCAACCUGUCGAUCAAGGAGCUGAGCGACAUGACAGGCAUCAAGACGGAGGACGUCAUCUCCUCGCUGCAGUCGCUGCACCUCAUCCAGUACCGCAGGGGACAACACGUGAUCUGUGCUGACCCGAAAGUAUUGGACCGACAUUUAAAAGCAGUGGGAAAACCGGGGUUGGAAGUGGAUGUGUCGAAGCUCAUCUGGACGCCAUACAGGGAGCAGGGAGGGUAA